AUGACCCUGACCCUGGCGCUGGCGCGAGCAUUGGGUGAGCCACCUGAUACUGUUGUAUUACGUCUUUACUGCCCUCACAAAACCCAGGUCAAAGAUGACCAAGCCGUAGCCGUUGCCUCAUUGACCGUCAGCCAGAUCCUGGCGUACGAGACAACGCUAGGUUUAAAUUCCACUUUGGCAGCUGAGAAUCGCACUCUCGACGAGAUCUACCAGGCCGCGCUGGCCGAAGGAGGCACUGUUACGCUCUGGCACGGCGGCGACGAGGCAAACCAGAUUGACGGAGGGCCUGGACCUUCGAAUAAUAGGUACAAUGGGCUAACUCAUUAA
Lasiosphaeria miniovina is the source of this 327-nucleotide messenger RNA. RefSeq lists its product as uncharacterized. The record is from RefSeq and is a predicted model, not a curated record. The transcript is spliced from 2 exons. The coding region runs from base 1 to 327 and encodes 108 amino acids. NCBI's taxonomy places the organism in Eukaryota, Fungi, Ascomycota, Sordariomycetes, Sordariales, Lasiosphaeriaceae.